This is a messenger RNA of Biomphalaria glabrata, 757 nucleotides long. RefSeq lists its product as uncharacterized. The coding region runs from base 176 to 595 and encodes 139 amino acids. The record is from RefSeq and is a predicted model, not a curated record. Gene Ontology annotation, molecular function: calcium ion binding. The transcript is spliced from 4 exons. Lineage: Eukaryota; Metazoa; Mollusca; Gastropoda; Planorbidae.
UUACAACAAACUCUACAAGUAAAAAGUCUUAAUGAAAACUGAACAAGUCUUAUCUGCUGUUCUUUCCUGCGAUAAGAGAAGCGUGCACCAUAGUUAGAGAAAUGAGAUCACUUCACAUUCGUUUUUAACAGGAUUCUAAAAGACAAACAGACCAAGCUAGUUCCGAGUGUCGAGAAUGUCACUGCUCUACGUAUUACUGCUGUGUUUACCCGCAAUGACGUAUGCCGUAGAUUUCAAACCUUAUAAUCUGACGGCCACCCUUAUGUUCCUGGACAUAGAUAAAGACAUCAAUGGCAUCAUAGACAGAAACGAGAUCGACUUGUCUUUCAGGCACUUUGACACCAACAACAAUGGAAGAAUCAGCAGACUUGAAUACACAGCAUACGUUACCACCAACGAACCAACGCUGAGCCCUGUAGCGCACGCACUUUACGACGUCUACGACGUAGACAAUGAUGACCAGCUUGACCACCACGAUUUCGACAAUUUCUUUGCUCUUAUGGACAGUGAUGGCGAUCACCGAGUCACCCAUUUUGAGUUUGUCCGCUAUUGGACAAUCUUACUAGCAGACCUCGAACACCUUGGCAAUGCAUAACGAACUCUCUAGAUGAAAAAACUAUCAAACAUUUAGACUCUGUACUGAAAGCUGCUGCUACUUCAUUGAGCACUUCAGACAUCUUGGUAUUCACAUUCAAACAGAAAUACUUGGGAAAAAAUGCGUUUCGUUUAAAAAUAAAUGAUUAAUAUGUAGCUAUCA